Mesorhabditis spiculigera is the source of this 897-nucleotide messenger RNA. NCBI's taxonomy places the organism in Eukaryota, Metazoa, Nematoda, Chromadorea, Rhabditida, Rhabditidae. The record is from the annotation of a GenBank genome assembly.
AUGAGCAGCACCGUUAGUAGAUGGUCCGUCGGUCCGUCCACCGUAGUCAGGAUAACAAAAAUUUCUGAAGAUGUCGCCCAAACAGCAGUUACUUCUGACGUCAGCCCCAAUGGUGGCCCUAUGAAGCGACGUUGGGAAUGCAAGCAAUGCGAUAAGUCGCUGUCUUCUAAACGGAGCUAUGAUGAACAUAUGAACAUACACAACAAUGCACGCCCGUUUCAAUGUCCCGAAUGUUCAUAUGCUGCGGCUUCUCAAAUGACCCUCCGACGUCAUCGGUUACGCAGUCACGUAGCACGUCAAAACUGGGGCUAUCGUUGUCCGUACUGUACAGAGUGUUUUAUGGAACCAGCCAGCUACCAAUCACAUGUUGGCACACGCCACCCCAACCGGUCCUGUACUUUCGGAUGUCCCGUUUGCAAGUGGACUUGCAGAAGCGCACGCUUCUUUAAAGAACACGUUGAAAAGCACAUCGUCACUAACGUGUUCAUGCACAACGACCUGGAAGAGAUCAAAGAAAAUGAGUUGCAGAAAUUUUUGGUGGAUGACGAUUUUGGAGUGGGAUUCCGUUACUUGUCUACAAAAGAUCCGCCUACACGAUCGUUGAAAAGAUCAGGCGGCUUUUUGUCUCAGAUAACCAGGAAAGAAGCAGCGGAUUACCUGAAAGAGCCAUUACGACUGCCUAAAGGUUCUGAAGAGAAACUGGCUGGUUGGCGGCCAAAGAAUGUGCUCUCGAAACCGUUGCCAGUACGAUCUAUCAUCAUUCCCCCUCCACCUCCAAUCCAAUUACUUCCGGGAGAUACAGAAUGGAUCGAAACUGAAGUCACCAUCGAAGAUACCAAUGCAAAAACAUAUGGCCAUGUCUACGAUGAUGGCUGCGUGGAUAAUCUUGAUUUAGAU